AUGGCGGCCAUGGCGGGAGCGCUGGUGCGGGCGGGCCGCGCCCCGGCCCUGCGGGGAUCGCUGCCGCCGCUGAGGGCGGCCCGGGCGCUCCUGGUUUGCAGGCUCAAGUCAUCCGUCAGCUUUCUUACUCGACCAGAUCGACCAAAUAUUGCUUAUCAGAAACUUAAAGGGAGGAAUCCAGGGGUUAUUUUCCUUCCAGGCUUCAAUUCAAAUAUGAAUGGUCAAAAAGCAACUGCCCUUGAAGAUUUCUGCAAAUCAUUAGGUCAUGCCUUCAUCAGAUUUGACUAUACAGGAUGUGGAAGUUCAGAUGGUAAAUUUGAAGAGUGUACAAUUGGGAAGUGGAGAAAAGAUGUUCUGUCUAUACUGGAUGAACUUACAGAAGGACCACAGAUUCUGGUGGGUUCCAGCAUGGGUGGAUGGCUGAUGCUUCACGCUGCGAUAGCACGCCCAGAUAAAGUAGCUGCUCUGGUUGGAGUAGCUGUAGCAGCAGAUCACGUUGUAACAACUUUUAAGAGGCUUCCCAUUGAGGCACAAAAAGAAAUAGAAGAAAAGGGUGAAUGGAAGUAUCGAACAAAGCACAAUGAGGCAGGCUAUUACUCCUUGACCUAUGACUUUAUCAGAGAAGCAGAAAAUCACUGUGUGCUGAAUAGUCCUAUUCCUGUGACGUGUCCUGUACGCCUUAUCCACGGCAUGGAGGAUGGGGAUGUCCCCUGGCAGAUCUCCAUGCAAGUUGCUGACCGUGUUUUGAGCAAAGACGUGGAUGUUAUCCUCCGCAAAAUCGGCCAGCAUCGGAUGAGUGACAAGGAGGAUACAAAGCUCCUUGUGAAUACUGUUGAUGAUCUCAUUGACAAGCUGUCAACAGUAGUAUAAGCUGAAGAGUAGCAUUAGUGCAUGAACUCUACACCUGACUCUUUUCCUUGAGCAACAGAAGCCUUGUUCUUAGAGGAUGGUGGCAGGCCUGUGACUGUCACAGUAGGAACUGAGCUUUAUCUGCUGUUUCCUUACCUCUGUUCCGUAAAUACAGGUAUUGUAUUAUUGCUGCAUUUGCACACAGUCCUAAGUGUGAAGGAGUGCUGCUAUUGUGUUCAGAACUUCUCCUUCACCACUUCAGCCUUUUUUUCCCACAAAUUUCCUACAAUUUUGUACUGACAUGUUGAUUACUUUUUGUUACUAUUGGGCUGUACAGUAAAACUUUGUUUUCACAUCUUUGACACCUAUUACUGUCCUUCUGCUGUAACAUCUUUGUAUCUUAUGUCUGAAACCAUCUGUGCAAGGCAAAAUACAACUUGUUUACUGAAGUUAGUUGUUAGAAUAGUAAAUACCAUGAAACAGAAUAAACAGAUUUCAGAUAAAUGGUUAUUUUGUUCUGAAAUGCUGUUAAAAAGUGGAAGGCACACCCUGAUGGUGUGCUUGGGGUACUACAUAGGGAAGAAUUUGACUUUUAAGAAUGCAGGACCUCAAAGCUUUAAGAGCUCUUUAUCUGUGCUUAUCAGGAAGGUGUGUGUCUUCUCCAGGCUGCCUGUCUGUCAUUGUUCAUUUGUGAGCCUACUGUUAAGGGAGCAAUAAAUAAUCUUGGUGUAAACUGAAA
Molecule: messenger RNA, 1588 nt
Organism: Catharus ustulatus (Swainson's thrush)
Lineage: Eukaryota; Metazoa; Chordata; Aves; Passeriformes; Turdidae
Gene: ABHD10
Product: abhydrolase domain containing 10, depalmitoylase
Exons: 5
Coding region: 1-870 (289 amino acids)
Biological process (GO): protein depalmitoylation
Cellular component (GO): mitochondrion
Molecular function (GO): palmitoyl-(protein) hydrolase activity; hydrolase activity, hydrolyzing O-glycosyl compounds
Source: RefSeq, a predicted model, not a curated record